This is a messenger RNA of Erpetoichthys calabaricus (reedfish), 6647 nucleotides long. RefSeq names its product ring finger protein 217 (gene rnf217). Gene Ontology annotation, cellular component: cytoplasm; ubiquitin ligase complex. NCBI's taxonomy places the organism in Eukaryota, Metazoa, Chordata, Cladistia, Polypteriformes, Polypteridae. Gene Ontology annotation, biological process: ubiquitin-dependent protein catabolic process; protein polyubiquitination; positive regulation of proteasomal ubiquitin-dependent protein catabolic process. Gene Ontology annotation, molecular function: ubiquitin protein ligase activity; ubiquitin conjugating enzyme binding; zinc ion binding. Bases 116 to 895 code for a protein of 259 amino acids. The record is from RefSeq and is a predicted model, not a curated record. The transcript has 6 exons.
UGGACAACGUUUACUCCACGGAUUACAAACUAUUCAUUGUCCUGACCUGCAGGAUUUGUUUGGAGGACAAGUCUAUCAAACCUCUCUCAUGCUGCAAGAAGGCAGUGUGUGAGGAAUGCUUAAAAGAUACCUGAGCUCACAGGUACAACUUGGUCAGGUCUCUGUUAAGUGCCCAAUUACAGAAUGCAAUGAGAACCUUGAAGAAAGCACUGUUGUGGCCCACUUGCCCAAUGACGAAGCGCUAAAGUACAGGUACUUCCUAGAGCUCAGCAGGGUGGACUCAAGCACUAAACCUUGUCCUCAGUGCAAGCACUUCACCACCUUUAAAUCCAGAAACACUAUUUAUACUCCUAGCAAGUCAGAAAGCAAGUUUAAGAUCCAGUGUCCAGCCUGCCAGUUCGUGUGGUGCUUUAAAUGCCACUCUCCUUGGCAUGAAGGUCUCAAUUGUAGAGAAUAUAAGAAAGGUGACAAACUGCUACGUCACUGGGCAAGUGAGAUUGAAUAUGGACAGAGGAAUGCACAGAAAUGCCCUAGGUGCAAGAUUCACAUACAGAGAACGGAAGGCUGUGAUCACAUGACCUGUUCACAAUGCAACACUAAUUUCUGUUACCGCUGUGGGGAGAGAUACCGUCAGCUGCGUUUCUUCGGCGACCACACCUCAAACCUUAGUAUUUUUGGUUGUAAAUUCCGCUACCUCCCAGAGAGACCACAUCUGCGAAGAUUACUUCGUGGCUCUGUCUGUGCUGGAAAAAUCCUUGUGGCUCCUGUUGUAAUAGUGCUAGUGUUUGUGUUGGGAGCUCUAGCUCUUGGAAUAGGUCUGAUCAUCUUUCCAUUCUAUUACCUUUGUAAAAGGCAGAGGAAGCGGUCUCAGGGCAGUGGAAGAUGGUUCUGCUGAUGGACAUAAUGGCCUUAAAAGGACACAAUGAAUGUUGUACUCUAGGAAGCAAACAUCCUCCAAAAAUGUUUUUGCAAUCAGCUCAUGCCAAUGAUACUAUCAUCUUUUCCUUAUUAUUGGUUCAGUUUUAUGUACCAUAUAAUAAUCAGGUUUUUGUUACAAAUGUUUUUAUUUAAUUGCAUCCCCUAUAUGUAGCUGAGCAUCAUGUAUACUUCACAUUUCUUUUGUUGUUUACCAUAGAAACCUGUAGUUGAAAUCUACUGUUUCAACACCCCAUACACUUCUAUGUGUCAGAAGAGAUAACAUUAACACAAUUUAACAGGGACGUUUUUUAAGUAUUUAAGGGUGCACCAAAUUUUUAUCAGACCUUUAUAAUUGCCAAUGUUUUUUUCAGUGAUGGAAUUAUGAGUCUUUUCACUUGUUAAACUAUAUAUCAUUAAACAAGGGUGCAUUCAACCCAAAUGCACAUGCAGCACAUAGUACAGAGCGUUGCGUGCACAUGUAGCCUUACAUAAACUUCCCUUAUACGUUUUUUGUCUUCCUUUUUAUUAAAGUUUUAUUUUCAUAUUGCCAAAAAGUGCUGGUUGUGAGCAUCUAUUGCCAGCUAAAAAACAUGCGCUGAAAGUAAUCCCUUUCUGCUUUCAUUACUUGUUUAAGUACAAUAGUAAUUGCUGUAGAUAUCUCUUGUCAUAUUUUAACUGUCCUUCAGUAAAUUAUUUAGUUGCUACCUGUUGUCUGAUAUUUAUGUGUCAUUUCAAAAUGUAGCGAAAUGCAAAAUAAACGACGUAACCAUACUGAAGUCUGCUGCUGACUUCUCAGUUUUGCCAUUUUUUAAUGGCAAUCGUCAAAGUAAUAAUAUACUUAAAAUACCUGGAGGGAAAAAAUCCUGUUCUGUGAUUUCCAAAGAGAUGGCUUCAUAUCAAGCUUGCAUGAUAAAUUAAGAAAAAUAUAGUUUUAUCGUUAUCUUGGUAGAUACGAAAGCUUUCUCAUAGACACAGACUUGUGUGUUUAUUGACAAAGCCAGUAAAACAACAGAAUGUUUGUUAGUUUAACCCAUCUUCUCAUUUGAGCCCUUGAUUUUUAUCAGGUAAAAUACUGCUGAAUUUAUUAACCUGCAAUAAACUCCUAUAUAAAAAAUAAGCUACCUUUCCCAGUCCAUUAAGGAAUCUAGAGUGUUUUACUGUAAGUUAAGAGGAUUUCAUUGAACUGUUGUAGGAGUUAAGGCAAACAUUUGUCCUCCAUACUGAUAUUGUUAUUUAAUGAGAAUUUUCUAACAGAAGGUUUAAGACUGAUUAACAGUUCACUUUAAUGCACUUUUCCUAAGUUAGUGACAUUCUUUUCUUCAGUUUGUUUUGUGAAAUGUUAGUCUUUAAACCAAACAUGUUUAUGUAAAUGUGGGAGGCAGCACACACAAUUUAAACAACAUGAAUUGACUUGCUGGGCAGAAGAUGAUAAUGAUAAUCGAUACAGUGAGCAUUUACAUGUGACUUGCCACUUGAUAGUACAAUAAACCUGAAUCUGAUACAUGCAAAAGAAACUCCUUUUCGGGCAUUUUUCUAAUUCCAGAACUAAAUUUUCAGGUACACUGUUUCCUCCAAGUAGUUUUUAGUUUGCCAAUGCCAAAAAUGGAAGUCAUUCCAAUGGUGACUUGCAAGCCUUAUUUCUACCAUAUUUUUCUUUAAGGAUUCCAAUACAUUUACUUUACUUUAUAUAAAAAAAAAAAAAAAAAAAAAUUGAAAAGGUCCAACAGAUGAAAAGCUGUGUGUCUUUUUCAAUAUGUUCCCUCUAUAAGAAAUAACAGUUGCACAGUAUAUGUUGACUGUCUUGCUUGAAAGCAGGCAAGCAGGUGAUAAUGAAUACAAAAAACAGAGUGCAGGAGUAGUUUAGUGGGCCAAAGUGAGUUUGUCAACGUGAUCUGUUUCUAUCAGGUAAUCCCCCACGCUUGGUAAUGUAGGGGGCUGUGCUUCAUGACAAAGGUGCUGAAUGUUCUGUGGCAUAUAAACAAGUGUAAUACAGCGUUUCCAAGGGAAGCAUUAUUCUUCAGAGAGCUAUAAUUGGUCUGCCAGAGUACUCUACACAUUCUUCAUACAUUGGAAAAAGGUACCCUGAUGUCACAAAGUCAUUCCCAGCAGAUGACAUCUUAUGUGUCCUGCUGGAAAACAGCAUAUACACUACUUUUUUAGUUACAUAUUGUCAACAAACAUCGUGUUCCAUUUUAUACUGGACUUUUUCAGACAUGCUGCAUAUGAUUUAAAAUCUGCUUUGUUUUUUUUUUUGUUUUUUUUUUUUUCCAUUAUGUCAAACAAAAAAUUCACAAAAAAGAUAAAAGCAGAAAGGUAUACUGAUGUUUUUUUAAAAAAAAUUAUAAUAAUCUUGCCACUUUGUCAAUGCUAAAAAAAACUAUAACAUCUAUUUCAUCGAAUACUGGCAUGGAUAUGUUUUUAUGACAUUCAUAAGGAUUUUUUUAACAUUUGCAUUUAUGUCAUCAUUAGCUCAUUCCUAAGCAGAACCCUACCUUUAAAAAUCCAUUUACUGUGUAAUAUGGCUAUUACAGGAAACGGAUAUCACUUCUCAUUAGUUUCCUAGACACUUUAUAGAGUUAGCAGUGAGAUUACAGUCCGCCAGUCUGGUUUUCUUCCUCGGUGAUUUAGUAAGCAAUGCGCUGUAGUACACUAAGGGGGGAAAAGCAAAACAAAAACAAUACCAAUAACACACUACUGUAAAAAAUCUUUGCUUUCAUGAGUGGAAUUAAACUUUGUAUAUUGCUAUUCAUAACCAAUGGGCAAACAUUUUUAGUUACAUGUUUACGUUACUUAACUAUGUAUAUGUUGUUAGAAUGAAUGUGGUUUAAUUUUAUUUAAUCAAAAUUUAUUCCGCUUUUUUACUACCAAAAUCAUAAACAAUAAAACAGAAACAAUAUUUUCAGAUUAAUUAAGAUGCUAAUGUACCAUAUAAUGUGUUGAAGUUCUUUACAGUUGCUAAAGAAGUGGUUUCCACUUUUUUUCUCCUUUAACUUUACUGACUGAAGUGUGUUUGUAAGCUGGAUUGACUGUGUGUACAAGUUUGGUUAGCUUCCCAGCCGAUUAUUUCUGUUCAUAUGGCUUUACAAAUUAACCAACAUCAGUCAGUUUAAACCUACCACUCCAAAUAAAGAAAAACAAAUCAUGAAACUGGGAUUUAAGUUAAUCCAAUGUUUUAAGGUUAUUUAUAUGAAGCAUUCAGUAUAUUAUAAAAUUUGCAUUAUCUAUUUUGGCAUAAAACUUUUAUUUUGUGUAGAAUUUACUUUGAUGCCUUCAGUAUAUGUUUUAUGAUAUUACGAUGUUGAAAUUAAUAUAAGCAUAUGUUUGAUUGUAUAAAGGGUAGCAUUGGGCCCAAGGAUAUAAUGUCCUGGUUUCAGAUGUCAUGUCCAGUUAUUGUAUGUAUGGAUUUUGCACAUUCUCCUCAAGUCUGCCUAGGUUUUUUCUCACAUUUGCAUAAAAACAUUCUUUUUGAGUGUGUGCAUUAAUGGGUCAUGCCAUGGACUGGCUCCCCGUGUUAGUUUCUUGUAUGGCACAGGGCUGCUGGGAUAUGGCAUGGCUUAACUGCUUCUGUAUUUUAAUAAAUACCAGUAGUCUGUUGUAGCAGUGCAUUUAUCUUUUGAACUUUGCUUCAAGAGCAAACAUCAACUACUCUUCAGCAGUGAAUGUAUUUUAAGAAAUUACACUACAAGAAAAUGCAUGGAGUGCCUAUUUGUUGCUUUUCUUUUGGGCUAAAUAAACAUAAUUGGGGCCUUUUCUGAAAAUGCAGUGAUAAUAUUCAGGUGGCCUGUUGAUGGAGCCCUUAUGUCAUCUGCACUUUCACAUCAUCAUACUGUGCAAGUAUGACCUUCUAAUGUUCUCACUAUUCUGGUUUAUUGUUCACAUACAGAUGACAUUUACAUCAAGGUAAAAAGUGAAACUAUAACAGCAGCAGUUAGAUAUACACUAUGUAUGCAUGUUCAUUUGCUGCUCCAUUUCUAAAUGUUACGGUAUUUGUGAUUUCAGAAUUCUGUCCAAUGUUGUUAAAGUUGUCCAUUUUGGUUCUUUAAUAAAUACUAGCUGUCCCUGCCAUCCUAAAUGGGAUAAAGCAGGUUUGAAAAUAUGUGUAUAUGUAUAAUGUUAGCUGUAGUGUUGAUUAGUUUACAAAGUAAACCAAACUUCAUUGCACUUUACUCUCCUUGGUAAGCCCUAAAAUGUCUGUAAAUUCCUAUCACUUUGAUAUCACAAGCAAUGAGAUUCCUGUUACAGUGCUUUAUACAUAAAAUGAGAAAAGCAAAUAGUGCUCUUUUUUAAAUUAGCCUUUGAGUAAAACAAGUGUCUGUUGUAGACUUCUGAAUCCAGAAUGACAAACACUUACCAAAAUUGUUACAUUUUAAUAGUGCUUUUCUAACAGACAAUAUUAGCUUCGGCAAUUCUGAGCAAAAUGAGUUUUGUCGCCUGUAAUUGUUACAUUGUGGGAUGCUGGCAUAAACCUGUGCAUCUUACAGCCCAGAUGGUUGGGGAUAAAUAGAUUAUUAUUAUGUUGCAUCAUGUCAUGUGUGGAUAUCUGCUGGAAUCCCUUUUUUUAAAUACUAAAUAUCCCUUUGUAUUUUAUACUAUGAUAGUACUACUUUUGAAUUGUUUUCUUUUGGGUGAUAUUUAUAACCAUUAUUUUUGUCUGUUUAUUUGUCAAUAUCUUCAUUAUCUAUGGUCAUGGAAAAAGCUAUUUAAAAAGUAAGAUCUUGUACAUGUACAACUUUUUGUGUUAUAAUACUUUUUAAAAUGUUUUUCACUAUGUUAGGCUCUCUUCUUCUUCUGUUAUUUUAUGCCAAAUAGUAGUCUUUGGGUAGCAGUGCAUGUUGCCAUCUUAAUAGUUGCCAGUGUGCUGGAGUGCCUUAUUUGACGGUAGCUAUUGCUUCCGUCAUUAUUAUUUUUUACUUAAUAGGGAUAUUGACCCCAAUAAUAUUACAUAUUUUCAUGAUUGCCUUUUUUUAUCAGAUCCAGAAGCCCAACACAAUUAUGUAAUUAGGAUGUAAUUAGAAUGAUGUCAUAUCAGGAACAUUUUAUUGAUGAAAGAUUUUUAUUUAUUUUUUACAUUCACGUGAAUUGUAAGCCAUUUGAGUGGUGCUAAAGCUAAACAGUUGUGCAUUGUCUUAGUUUAGGUACACGUAUUUGUUCUUUUUUUGAUAGCAUGUAGCACUUGCUUAAAAUGCUUAUUCAGUAGUUUAGAUGUAAUCUAUUUUAAGUGGCCUAAUACACCGUAACUUGUACUGUAUACACUGUACAAAAUAUUUGUACUUUAUAAAUACCACCAUAAGAACCUAUGAAUGCCAUGCAUGUGAAUGUUUAAGGUAUUUCUUUACAGUUAAGUUUGAAUAUCUGUUUGCACUAAAGAUACUUUUUCCUGCCAAUUCACUGUUCUGCUGGCCGGGACACAAAAUAUAUUGCUCUGUAUUUGUUUAGUGUCGUGAGUGUGUUUUUUCUUUAUGGUUAAAUGACACCCAUUCUGUGGUUCUGUAUGUGAAAUUUUACAGCUUGUUUUUGAAUUCAUAACCAAAGUAAAGCAUAAUAAAUAGCAAAAUCACUUGCAAUACAUAAUGCAACUUAUACUACAACAACAAUCAAACACAAAUGAUUUAAGGCAUCUAAAUGCAAAAUGGCUGCCAAUGAUUGGUCUAAAGGUUCUUUGGGCUAAGAAGGUUUACACAAUUGUUACAUACUCUAGACCAUUGACUCAAUAAAAUGUUAUCCAACAA